AUGACGACUAUGGAUCUUCGUGUCGGAAACAAGUACCGUAUCGGUCGAAAAAUCGGUAGCGGUAGUUUCGGCGACAUCUACCUUGGCACCAAUAUUAUCUCAGGUGAAGAAAUCGCCAUUAAACUCGAGAGUGUCAAGGCCAAGCAUCCUCAGCUUGAAUAUGAAGCUCGCGUUUACAAGUCCCUUGCUGGUGGUGUUGGUAUCCCGUUCGUCCGUUGGUACGGCACUGAAUGUGACUAUAAUGCCAUGGUCAUCGACCUCCUGGGCCCCAGCUUGGAAGAUUUGUUCAAUUUCUGCAACCGCAAAUUCUCGCUGAAGACUGUCCUCCUGCUAGCCGAUCAGCUUAUUUCCCGUAUCGAGUAUAUUCACGCCAAGUCGUUUAUUCACCGUGAUAUUAAACCUGACAACUUCCUCAUGGGUAUCGGAAAGCGCGGAAACCAAGUCAACGUGAUCGACUUCGGCCUUGCGAAAAAGUAUCGUGACCCGAAGACUCAUUUUCAUAUUCCUUACCGUGAGAAUAAGAAUUUGACUGGCACUGCUCGAUAUGCCAGCAUCAACACCCAUUUGGGCGUGGAACAGUCCAGACGUGAUGACAUAGAAUCUCUCGGUUACGUUAUGCUUUAUUUCUGUCGUGGAUCGCUUCCAUGGCAGGGCCUCAAGGCUGCCACCAAGAAGCAGAAAUACGACCGUAUUAUGGAGAAGAAAAUGACCACUCCAACCGAGGUACUUUGCCGUGGUUUCCCCAACGAAUUCGCUGUGUACCUGAACUACAGCCGUUCUCUUCGCUUUGACGACAAACCCGAUUACUCCUACCUCCGCAAGAUAUUCCGCGAUCUCUUUGUUCGCGAAUCUUUCCAGUACGAUUAUGUUUUUGAUUGGACGGUCUACAAAUACCAGAAGAAUGCCCAAGCGAUCGCCCAGGCAAGCGGAAAUACGGGUAAUAAUGCCCAGGAUGACGAGGAUAAACCUCGCCGUCAUCUUGGCGCUAGCGCAGCCCCUGGAGGUAUUCCCGGACAGGGCAAGCCGGUUGCUAUGCCUCUUCCUCGACGCAAAUUGCUAGACCGCACAGCGGGGGAAUCCCACGACCGCGCACUGGGAAGUGACAGGAUGCCCUACCCGCACUGGUUCUGGUGUUCAAUACUUGAGACAAAAUGA
Uncinocarpus reesii 1704 is the source of this 1155-nucleotide messenger RNA. Its product is annotated as casein kinase I isoform delta. Gene Ontology annotation, cellular component: cytoplasm; nucleus. NCBI's taxonomy places the organism in Eukaryota, Fungi, Ascomycota, Eurotiomycetes, Onygenales, Onygenaceae. Gene Ontology annotation, biological process: peptidyl-serine phosphorylation; signal transduction; endocytosis. Gene Ontology annotation, molecular function: ATP binding; protein serine/threonine kinase activity. The record is from RefSeq and is a predicted model, not a curated record. The coding region runs from base 1 to 1155 and encodes 384 amino acids. The transcript is spliced from 4 exons.